CCUUUUCCUCGCCGUGGCGGCGGAGGCGCGCGGCGGAGGCGCACGGCGUGGCUGGCGCGGCGCGGCGUUCUCGGUCGGUGUCGGAGUCGGUGUCGGAGUCGGAGUCGGAGUCGGAGUCUGAGGAGCCGGAUCCGAGGCUGAGGAGGAGGAGGAGGAGGAGAAGGAGGAAGAGGAGGAGGAGAAGAAGAAGGAUUAGGAGGAAGGCCAAGAAGCCGGAGGAGGCCGACAACCGUCGCUCAGUCGCGUCCGCGGCGCCGCGAGGAUGGAGGCCCCUGGCCCGCGCCCCGCGCCGGCCCUCGGCGGCCCCGGCCCGCUGGGCGAGUUCCUGCCGCCGCCCGAGUGCCCGGUCUUCGAGCCCAGCUGGGAGGAGUUCGCCGACCCUUUCGCCUUCAUCCACAAGAUUCGGCCCAUAGCCGAGCAGACCGGGAUCUGCAAGGUGCGGCCGCCGUCGGCUUGGCAGCCACCAUUUGCAUGUGAUGUUGACAAACUUCAUUUUACCCCACGUAUCCAGAGGCUGAAUGAAUUGGAGGCUCAAACUCGUGUAAAAUUAAAUUUCUUGGACCAGAUUGCAAAGUACUGGGAAUUACAGGGAAGUACUCUGAAAAUUCCACAUGUGGAGAGGAAGAUCUUGGACUUGUUUCAGCUUAAUAAGUUAGUUGCAGAGGAAGGUGGGUUUGCAGUUGUUUGCAAGGAGAGAAAAUGGACCAAAAUUGCCACCAAGAUGGGGUUUGCUCCUGGCAAAGCUGUGGGCUCCCAUAUCAGAGGGCAUUAUGAGCGAAUUCUCAACCCCUACAACUUAUUCCUGUCUGGAGACAGUUUGAGGUGUCUGCAGAAGCCAAACCUGACCACAGACACAAAGGACAAGGAAUACAAACCCCAUGAUAUUCCCCAGAGGCAGUCUGUGCAGCCCUUGGAAACGUGUCCUCCAGCUCGACGAGCAAAACGCAUGAGAGCGGAGGCCAUGAAUAUUAAAAUAGAACCAGAAGAGACAGCAGAAGCCAGAACUCAUAACCUGAGACGUCGAAUGGGAUGUCCAGCUCCAAAGUGUGAAAAUGAGAAAGACGGGAAAAGCAGCCUCAAGCAAGAACCUGCUGAGAGGAAGGAGUGUAUUACAGAGAGCGAGAAGGAGAAACCCAGGAGUCGAGCGAAGAAAACCACCAGUGCUGUUGACCUGUAUGUCUGCCUCUUGUGUGGCAGUGGCAACGAUGAGGACCGGCUUCUCUUGUGUGAUGGGUGUGACGACAGUUACCACACCUUCUGCCUGAUCCCGCCGCUCCAUGAUGUUCCCAAGGGAGACUGGAGGUGUCCUAAGUGUUUGGCUCAGGAGUGCAGUAAGCCACAAGAAGCAUUUGGUUUUGAACAGGCAGCCAGGGACUAUACCCUCCGUACUUUCGGGGAAAUGGCAGAUGCGUUCAAAUCUGAUUACUUCAACAUGCCAGUCCAUAUGGUUCCCACAGAACUGGUUGAGAAAGAAUUUUGGCGACUGGUGAGCACUAUUGAAGAGGAUGUUACCGUGGAAUAUGGAGCUGAUAUUGCCUCGAAGGAGUUCGGCAGUGGCUUCCCGGUCCGAGACGGGAAAGUGAAGCUCUCGCCUGAGGAGGAGGAAUAUCUUGACAGUGGCUGGAAUUUGAACAACAUGCCAGUGAUGGAGCAGUCUGUCCUCGCUCACAUCACCGCUGACAUAUGCGGCAUGAAGCUUCCUUGGUUGUACGUGGGAAUGUGCUUUUCUUCCUUCUGUUGGCAUAUUGAAGACCACUGGAGCUAUUCCAUUAACUACCUGCACUGGGGUGAGCCAAAGACCUGGUAUGGAGUCCCAGGGUACGCCGCCGAGCAGCUGGAGACCGUGAUGAAAAGGCUGGCCCCGGAGCUCUUCAUCUCCCAGCCCGACCUGCUCCACCAGCUCGUCACCAUCAUGAACCCCAAUACCCUGAUGACUCACGAAGUGCCUGUUUACCGAACUAAUCAGUGUGCUGGGGAGUUUGUGAUCACAUUUCCACGAGCCUACCACAGCGGUUUCAAUCAAGGUUUUAAUUUCGCUGAGGCCGUUAACUUCUGCACUGUCGAUUGGCUGCCCUUAGGCCGACAGUGCGUGGAGCAUUACCGCCUGCUGCACCGCUACUGUGUAUUUUCCCACGACGAGAUGAUUUGCAAGAUGGCCUCCAAGGCGGACGUACUAGACGUUGUAGUGGCAUCAACUGUUCAGAAAGACAUGGCCAUUAUGAUUGAGGACGAGAAGGCUCUAAGGGAAACUGUUCGUAAAUUGGGAGUAAUUGAUGCAGAAAGAAUGGAUUUUGAGCUGUUGCCAGAUGAUGAGCGUCAGUGUGUAAAAUGCAAAACCACAUGCUUCAUGUCUGCCAUCUCCUGUUCUUGUAAACCUGGCCUGCUUGUUUGCCUGCAUCAUGUAAAGGAAUUAUGUUCCUGUCCUCCUUAUAAAUAUAAACUGCGGUAUAGAUACACUCUGGAUGAUCUCUACCCCAUGAUGAAUGCACUGAAGCUUCGAGCAGAAUCUUACAACGAAUGGGCCUUGAAUGUGAACGAAGCUUUGGAGGCAAAGAUUAAUAAGAAGAAAAGCCUUGUCAGCUUUAAGGCUUUGAUUGAGGAAUCUGAGAUGAAGAAAUUCCCGGACAACGAUCUUUUACGUCACCUCCGCUUAGUGACGCAGGAUGCGGAGAAAUGUGCCUCUGUCGCCCAGCAGCUGCUUAACGGCAAGAGGCAGACGAGGUAUCGAUCUGGUGGAGGGAAAUCCCACCAUCAGUUGACAGUGAACGAGCUCCGACAGUUCGUGAGCCAGCUGCACGCCCUGCCCUGUGUCCUCAGUCAGACGCCACUGCUGAAGGAUCUCUUGAAUCGUGUAGAAGAUUUCCAACAGCAUAGCCAGAAAUUGCUCUCUGAAGAGAUGCCCAGUGCCACUGAGCUGCAAGACUUGCUAGACGUCAGCUUUGAAUUUGAUGUCGAGCUUCCCCAGCUUGCUGAGAUGCGUGUUCGGCUGGAGCAGGCCCAUUGGCUGGAGGAGGUGCAGCAGGCUUGCCUAGACCCCAGCUCCCUCACCUUAGAUGAUAUGAGACGUCUCAUAGACCUGGGGGUGGGUCUGGCCCCGUAUUCAGCUGUGGAGAAGGCUAUGGCACGGCUUCAAGAACUGCUCACGGUAUCAGAGCACUGGGAUGACAAAGCCAGGAGUCUCCUCAAGGCCAGGCCUCGGCAUUCAUUGAACAGCCUUGCUACAGUGGUUAAGGAGAUCGAGGAGAUCCCCGCAUACCUGCCCAAUGGUGCGGCUCUGAAAGACUCUGUGCAGAGAGCCAGAGACUGGCUUCAGGACGUAGAGGCCCUGCAGGCUGGAGGACGUGUGCCAGUGUUAGACACACUGAUAGAACUUGUUACACGAGGCCGAUCUAUCCCGGUGCAUCUGAAUUCUUUACCGAGACUGGAGUCACUAGUAGCUGAGGUUCACGUUUGGAAAGAAUGUGCUGCCAAGACAUUCCUGACUGAGAAUUCAUCCUAUUCUCUCUUGGAGGUGCUGUGUCCUCGAUGUGAUAUUGGCCUUUUGGGAUUGAAGAGGAAGCAGAGAAAGUUAAAGGAGCCCUUGCCAAGUGGCAAGAAGAGAAGCCCCAGAGUAGAGAGUCUGAGUGACCUGGAGAGAGCUCUGACUGAAAGCAGAGAGACUGCUUCAGCUAUGGCAACGCUUGGGGAAGCCCGCUUACGAGAAAUGGAAGCCUUGCAGUCUCUCAGACAAGCCAAUGAGGGAAAGUUGCUGUCGCCAGUCCAGGAUGUGGAGAUGAGGGUCUGCCUGUGUCAGAAGGCACCAGCUGCCCCCAUGAUCCAGUGUGAACUCUGCAGGGAUGCUUUCCACACCGGCUGUGUGGCGGUACCCAGUAUUGCGCAGGGCCCCCGGAUCUGGCUGUGUCCCCAUUGUCGGAGGUCAGAGAAACCUCCACUAGAGAAAAUUCUGCCCCUGCUGGCCUCCCUCCAGCGUAUCCGAGUGCGCCUUCCCGAGGGAGAUGCGCUGCGGUAUAUGAUUGAAAGAACCGUGAACUGGCAGCACAGAGCCCGACAGCUGCUCUCGUCAGGUAACCUCCAGCCCACGCAGGAGCGAGCGGGCUCAGGACUGUUAUGUGGCAGGUGGCAGGCCUCCGCAGGACAGGCGCCAGAGACGAGCAAGCUAUCUCAGCCUCCUGGCUCCACGUCCUUCUCCUUACCUGGUGACUGGGACAGCAGAACCUCAUAUUUACACUCUCCCUUCUCUACUGGACGGAGCUGUAUCCCCCUCCACGGUCUAAGCCCAGAAGUGAGUGAGCUGUUGAUGGAGGCCCAGCUGCUCCAGGUGUCCCUUCCUGAAAUUCAGGAGCUCUACCAGACGCUACUGGCAAAGCCCAGCCCUGCGCAGCAAGCUGACCGCAGCUCUCCAGUGAGACCCAGCAGUGAGAAGAGUGACGGCUGCCGUGGGAAGCGAGACGGAGUCAGCGGCCUCGAGAGCAAAGUAAAGAGACGCCUGGAAAGAGAAGGUCUCUCCAGUGAGCGGUGGGAUCGAGUCGCCAAAUUGCGGACCCCUAAAAAGAAGAGGAUCAAACUGAGCCACCGCAAGGACACGAACAGUUUCAAGUUAGAGCGGGCGCGUGGCUAUGAGCUGGUCCCUUCUGCCGACACUCAGUCCCUGCCCUCAGACACGUCCUGCUCGGAGCAGGAGGACUCUGGGGACGAGGACGCCGUCUGCCCGGCCGUGAGCUGCCUGCAGCCAGAAGGAGACGAGGUGGACUGGGUCCAGUGUGAUGGCAGCUGCAAUCGGUGGUUCCAUCAGGUCUGUGUUGGUGUCUCUCCCGAGACGGCCGAGGAGGAGGACUACGUGUGCGCGUGCUGUGCGGCGACGGACGCGCCAGGCCGGAGAUAAAACAAACAGACCCUAACUGUAAUUCAGGACUCGGCCAGAGGACUCCUCCAGUGUCGCAGCAAAGCUGCAGGACUGGCAUUCAAACCAGCCUGUGAACGGUGCUAUUUCUAUUCCUUACGGGAUCAUUUUUCCAGAACUCUUUGAAAAAAAGAAAAAAACGACUAAAAAAAAUUUUUGACACUUUUUGUAUUUUUUUCCUUAAGAGCUGUUUGUGAUUGUUGAGGUUUGAAAUGCUGACUGUUUUUUGCAGGGGUUCCCACCAAUGUGGAAGGAUUGGAGCUUGCACCUUUUCAUGUACAGCAUUAAAGUCUUACCUCUUUCUGGGGUUUACCGGCUUAAGAGUCCAACUCAGUUUCAGUGCCCAGAAGAGCACCAGAAAUUCCAGUAAAUCCUCAUUUGAGGGAUUUCUCUCUUGUUUACUCUGUUACCAUAUUGGGGAGCUUAAGUUUUUCACUUUUGGGGUUUUUGUUUGUUUCUUUUAUCCACUUUUCUUUUUUUCCUGGUAGACUAGGUUUAUUUAUCUAAGCAAUAACUUCCAUGUUGGUUUCAGUGGCUGGAAUUAAAACAAAACAAACUUCCAAACAGCGUGUGGGUGCUUUAGCAUCUGGUUGAUGUCAGAACGCAAACGUCUAGUUUCUAGUGUCACUGGUGACCUAGUGACAUAGAAAAGAGGCUGCUCUCUAAGUACCUGCCACAGCUGUAUUUUGGCUUUCUCCUUGCUCCUUCCCUCCUCGCCUGUUUUUUUGGUAGCUUGUAUCAAAAAAUGUUGCAGUUUAUAUUGUGGAAUAAAUCCUUGGUCCUAAUAUAACACUACAUGCUGGUUAUUUAGAGCCAUGAGCCUACAUCUGCUUCUGCCCCUCCACCUGUGGGCUUUGAAGAGCAGAGGGGUUGCUUGCUUUUGCCUCUGCCCAGCCAGGCUGCAGUAGCGGUGGAUGGUAGCCUGCAGACCUUAGGGGAUUCUUCUGUAUCCUGCUCUGUUCAGUGGGCCAUAUGCCUCCAGUCCGCACUAACAAAGAGACCCCCCUUUCCUCCCGUCUUCAAGGAAUAGAACCUGUCUUUAAAGCCAUGCUAUUUUUAAGUAAGCUUUCUCAGAAUGUUGGCAAAUCAUUCCAGUCCUCACAUCGGCCCUCCUUGUGGGAAUGAUAUCUUUAUUAUAUUUGAAUUGACGGGGAAACUUGGUUUAGGGUUGAGAUGUCAGAAGGGGAGACGAAAGGAGAGUGCACCCUCACAGAGAGCUAGGAGGGUGUGGGUCAAGGAAACACUUGUGAACACGCAGGCUCUGCCCUCUCGCUUUCCUUGCUGUCUCUCUCUCUCUCUCUCUCUCACUGUUGUUACUGGUCAUGGAUGGCUCACAGCCUUUCCCUGCCUUUUCUUUUUAAAGGACUCUGUUCUGCAGUGGAGAAGACAUUCUGGUGAACAGACUCUUGCUUGCUGUUUGCUAUCCUGUUGCUAAUAAUACCUGUUUUCCCUCCAUUCUGUAGCCAUAAACCUGAAGAUGGGUAGAAACAGUGGGUCUUUAAUAAAACAAACAAAAAAAAACAGCAGUUUGUGAUGUAGCAGAGAUUUAAAUGUGUACUGCCCCCUUUUAUGCAAUUCAGAUAAUUAAA
Molecule: messenger RNA, 6489 nt
Organism: Mesoplodon densirostris (Blainville's beaked whale)
Lineage: Eukaryota; Metazoa; Chordata; Mammalia; Artiodactyla; Ziphiidae
Gene: KDM5B
Product: lysine demethylase 5B
Exons: 27
Coding region: 263-4882 (1539 amino acids)
Biological process (GO): chromatin remodeling
Cellular component (GO): nucleus
Molecular function (GO): DNA binding; histone demethylase activity
Source: RefSeq, a predicted model, not a curated record